CCGAGGCGUGGCGUUAAGUUUUAAGUAGUCGAGUUCCCAUAGAUGCCCACGAGUUCUUACGAGAAGUGUCACUGGACAUAACCAUGCAAUACACUGGAUUAUUUAUAUCACUCUUUUCUUUUAUUUAUACAUGGGAAACUCUUGAGGCAGUGAAUCCAGUUUUACCUCAUGUGAUGCACUAUGAUGUUGUUCGACCUCAGGCACUGAAAGAACGAACAAGGAGGAGCGCUUCUACUCUUAAGACAUAUCCUGAAAAACUUGAAUAUGCCUUGGCUGUCGAUGGGAGAAAUUUUACAAUUUCCUUGCUUAGAAAUAAGGACCUUUUAGGAGAACAAUACACUUUGUCACAUUAUACAGAGGAUGGGAUUUCAGAGACAAACUCUUCAGGCAAUAUUGACCAUUGCUACUACCAGGGAUACAUUCAUGACAUAAAUGAUUCUUCAGUCAGUGUUGGUCUAUGCUCUGGGAUGCAUGGGUUUUUGAGAGCAGGAAAGCAAGUUUACUUGAUUGAGCCCCUAGAAGAAUCUGUGGAUGGGAACCAUGCUAUUUUUAAACAAGAGCAUUUAAGGACCAAGCGGGGGGCCUUUGGAUACAUAAAUGACACAGUGUUUGACCUUGGCCCUCGGUUCAGUGGGCUGUAUAAGAGCAAAAAUAUGAGAAAUAAAGCCCCCGCUGAUGGACAGUGGAUUGUUGAGAUGGCUUUGGUUGUUGAUCAUGAGGAGUACAUAAAGUUUGGAAGAAAUUUAAAGAAAAUUGAAGAAAGAAUGAUGUUGGUUGCAAACCAUGUGGACAAGCUUUACCGGCCUUUAAACAUACGUAUCAGGUUGGUUGGGCUUGAGAUUUGGUCUCAAGGAAACAUGAUCGAGGUCAAUCCUUUACCAGAGGAGACUCUAAAGAAUUUCUUAAGCUGGCGUCAAGCAAGCCUUAUCAACAGAAAGAAGCAUGACAAUGCCCAUUUUGUUACUGGUAUAGAUUUUCAGGGAUCCACUAUUGGGUUGGCUACAAUGAAUGCUAUGUGCACUCCAUCAUCUGGUGCUGUGAAUCAGGACACAAGUGAAAAUCCCCUUGCUGUGGCUUCUACUAUCACUCAUGAAAUGGGUCAUAACCUGGGCAUGUCACACGAUAAUCAAGCCUGUUGGUGUUCUUCUGCCAGUGGCUGCAUCAUGGCAGAGUCCCUUGGGUCUGACUUACCAAACUCCUUCAGCACUUGUAGUCAAAUAUCCUUAAAGAAUUUUUUGCAGAACUAUGACAGCAGCUGUCUUCUAGAUACGCCGGAUGAGAACGAAAUAUAUGGUGGCCCAGUAUGUGGAAAUGCUUUUGUAGAAAGGGGUGAAGAGUGUGACUGCGGAACUGUUGAGGAAUGUAAGAAUCCUUGCUGCAAUGCCUCCACCUGUCAGCUGACCAAAGGUUCCCAUUGUGCACAUGGGGAAUGCUGUCACAAUUGCCAGUUAAAGCAAUCAGGCGAUCUUUGCAGAAAAAGUGCACAUGACUGUGAUCUAGAUGAGUACUGUACAGGAGAUUCAGCCUUCUGUCCCAAAAAUGACUAUAAAAUGAAUGGACUGCCCUGCAAUUUUAAUCAGGGUUACUGUUACAAUGGACAAUGCCCCACACAUAGGGAACAUUGCAAAAUGCUGUGGGGAUCAGAUGCUGAAGUUGAUGAUGAUACCUGCUUCCAGUACAAUGUAAUAGACAGAACUUCAAAGAGUUAUGAGCACAUGAAAUGUGGAAAAAUAUACUGUUUCGGUGGAAAAGAUUUUCCCAUAACAAAUUGGAAAAAAUCUGUAUACGUGAAAUCAAAAACCUGCAACAUGGCGGAAGACCGGUCAACAACAGAAGACUUAGCAAUGGUUCCAACAGGCACAAAAUGUGGUAUAAAUAAGGUGUGCUUCAACAGUCUUUGCAAGGACAUAAGUAUAUAUGGCAAUGAGAACUGUUCUGACAAAUGCAAUGGCCGUGGGGUGUGUAACCAUGAGAGGAAGUGUCACUGUUAUCCAGGCUGGGCACCACCCUACUGUGAUAUCAAAUAUUCAGACCUUUCAAAAAUGACAAAUGCUAUGAUAAUUGGUAUGGUCACAUUUGUGGUCGUCUUGGGGCUGGUCAUUAUCAUCAUCGGAGUACUGCUUUGGUGCAGAAACAAAAAAGCAGCAUUUACAAAGAGAACGUCUUUGAAGGACACCAACACCUCAGGCCAGUGCAAUCCAGCAUUCCAACCAGGCAGUGCAAAAAACAGCCCCAAAUAUAUAAAACCACGCAUUGGUCAACCAACAUUCCUUGAGUCAUCUGCAACAGUGUACUGUAAACCUCUUUAUACUCCAGCUGCACCCAGCAGACCAGCACCAUCGCCUCCGAAGCAACCGCCACAAACCCGGACAGAACAGAUUAUGAAACCUGUUGCACAUUCUACCAUUCCCAUUCAUCCUGUUCAGACAAAACCACUGCUUCCACCAUCCAAACCACUUCCUCCAUCAAAACCUUUACCUCCACUUACACCUAAGCCGGUGGCUAAGGCAAAUCCAGCUCCAGUGCCUCCUGCAAAACCCACAGGGAAACAAAAUGCUUAUUCUCCACCUCAGAAAGUAGCACUAAAACCUCCUGCCAGGCCCAGAUGACUCUGAAUCGAUUUAGUCUGAAUCUUUGAGAGCUUCAGGAGAAGCUUGGUAUGCAUAACAGGGAGAUUUUAUACACUUGUAUGUGGUAUGAAUAAACAUGAUCUAUUGAAGAUUGCAAUUUUCUACUGUAAAGUCUUAUCAUGGUACGACUUGUAUGAAAUUUCUAUUAUAUUUUAUUUGUUUUGUUCUCUUAAUUAUUGAUUUUAUGUUUCUCUCCAAGAAUGUUAUUUGUAGCAUAUUUGUACAGUCAAAUAAUCAGUACAUCCUUCCUUAUGAUUACACAUGGUUUCUUAAAUGUACCUAAAAAUGUCAUUUUAAAGGGCAAAGGUUCAAGGGUACUUUUACACACCUUUUGACGUCACCGGAAAUGUAAUGCACUUUUGUAAAUUGAAUAGAACGAAUGGAUUUCAAAUAAAUUAGGAAGCAGCGGACAGUAAAUACUCUCUUUUUUGUUUGCAUUUUGUGUUAUUUAUACUGUAGGUUUCGUAUUCAUUUGUUGUUGAGUUUACUGUCUGUGGUCUUUGUAUAUUUGUACCCACAGACAAGGGCAAAAA
Misgurnus anguillicaudatus (oriental weatherfish) is the source of this 3163-nucleotide messenger RNA. RefSeq names its product ADAM metallopeptidase domain 8a (gene adam8a). Gene Ontology annotation, biological process: regulation of cell-cell adhesion; positive regulation of cellular extravasation; positive regulation of membrane protein ectodomain proteolysis. Lineage: Eukaryota; Metazoa; Chordata; Actinopteri; Cypriniformes; Cobitidae. Gene Ontology annotation, molecular function: metalloendopeptidase activity; cell adhesion molecule binding. The record is from RefSeq and is a predicted model, not a curated record.